This is a messenger RNA of Phasianus colchicus (ring-necked pheasant), 9911 nucleotides long. The record is from RefSeq and is a predicted model, not a curated record. NCBI's taxonomy places the organism in Eukaryota, Metazoa, Chordata, Aves, Galliformes, Phasianidae.
UCUCACCCCACAGAGGAGCACCUGAGCACAGUUGCCAGCGCCGCCCCCAACCGCUCUGUGGGCCCCCCUGGGAACGCCACGCAGGAUGAGUUCACCACCAUCGUCCUUCCUGUGCUCUACUUGGUCAUCUUCCUGGCAAGCAUCCUGCUGAACGGCCUGGCGGUGUGGAUUUUCUUCCACAUCAGAAACAAAACGAGCUUUAUAUUUUACCUCAAGAACAUUGUGGUCGCAGACCUUCUCAUGACGCUGACGUUCCCAUUCAAGAUAAUCCAGGACUCCCAGCUGGGACCGUGGCACUUCAACUCUUUCCUGUGCCGAUACACAACAGUUCUGUUCUACGCCAACAUGUACACCACCAUUGUCUUCCUCGGGCUCAUCAGCAUCGACCGCUACCUGAAGGUUGUGAAGCCCUUUGGGGACUCCAGGAUGUACAGCAUCACCUUCACUAAGGUGCUCUCCGCCUGUGUCUGGGUGGUGAUGGCCUUCCUCGCCCUGCCCAACCUCAUCCUCACCAACGGCUACCCCACGAGGAGGAACAUCGACGACUGCAUCAAGCUGAAGUCUCCCUUGGGAGUCAAGUGGCACACAGCCGUUAUUUACAUCAACACCUGCACCUUCAUGGUGGUGCUUAUAGUGCUCAUAGGGUGCUACAUUGCCAUAUCCAGGUACAUUUAUAAAUCGAGCAAACAGUUCAUUAGCUCAUCGAGCAGAAAGAGAAAGCAUAACCAAAGCAUCAGGGUUGUAGUAGCUGUGUUCUUCACCUGUUUCCUGCCGUACCACUUGUGCAGGAUACCCUUCACAUUCAGCCAUCUGGAUAAACUGCUGGAUGACUCUGCACAUAAAAUCUUGUAUUACUGUAAGGAAAUGACACUGUUCCUGUCUGCAUGUAAUGUUUGUCUAGAUCCAAUCAUUUACUUUUUCAUGUGUAGAUCGUUCUCACGAAGGCUGUUCAGGAAAUCAAAUAUGAGAACCAGGAGUGAGAGCAUCAGGUCUCUGCAGAGUGUCAGGAGGUCCGAAGUGCGCAUCUACCACGAAUACACUGACGUCUGAGCUCCCCGCGCACGGACUGGUGCUGAUUGCUGAGGGUAUUUGUACAGCAUGUAAAUAAAACCUGUCUUUGGGUAUUGGACCACAGAAGUGCAUUGAAAGUGUACAGACAUGUACAGCUCUGCCACUGCAGCUCACUAACAUCUAUCUUAACUCAAAAUUAUAAAUACACACACAGACUGGGUUCACUUCAGAGGCAUUUGGGUACAUUUGCUUUGUUGUUUUGUUUCUUAAGACCAGCAGAAGCCAAAGAAAUCCCAUAUAAGUAUCCUGUAACGUAAAGAAUGUUCCCAUUAACCAAGAGGAGCUGCUCUCCCCCAGCUCAAGGCCCAGUGACAACUCCAGCUCAGUAACCUUCCUUUGCGUUUCAUUUCAUUUUUAAUUCAUUUUUUACUCCUACUGAUCUUCGAUCAGUUCUUCCUUCCCACCUUCUUGCAGAGUUUAGACAGUAAUGUUGAUAUUUUCACCCGGACUAUUUACUGUGAGCACAAGCAACAUUGCUUAACAACCAAAAAAUGGAUUGUACUGGUGGCAGCAGACAGAAGCCAGGUUAAAGGCAGCACCAGGAGGAGGAGGUGGCAGCAGCAGCGGCAGAGCAGAGCAGGUGCCUGAGGGCAGUGCCAUGGCACCCAGAGCCAUCGGCGGGUCUCCUGGUGAGCGCAGCGAGGUCAGGCAGCAGGAAGCCAUGAACACCCACCUGGUGGCACUGCCAGCCGAGCUGCAGGCUGGGAGGGCUGCAGGACAAUCCCUAAUGCGCGUCAGCCCAGCCACAGCACAUCCCCACCAGACAUCAGCACAAACCAAACGCCCUCCUGGUCCGUCUCUUCUCAAAGAAGAGCCCCAAACACCCCCAUAUUUCUUCACCCUUUGCUUCCCUCAGUGAGGGUACCAAAACACAGCUCUCAGCAGCCCUGCAGAGGGCAGGGCCCAGCACUACCACCAUGCCGACGGCGCACUUUCACAGCACUACGCCUGCUUAACACAGCAUGAACAAGACAAGGGCUUCAUUCUUUAAGUUAUUUUAGCUUUAUGUACUAUUUUAUAUAUAGCUUAAAACUUCAGUGCGUUGUACAUAAUACAGAUAGCACAUACCAUAUAUAAUCAUACAUAGCAUUUGGAUUAAAUCAAUGGAUUAAUGCAAACACUACAAAACUGACACUGCUUGGGGGAAGGGGUCACUUCUGGAAAGGAAGGAAGAACACUCCCAAUAUUUACCCCAUUUAAAACACAAAUAGUACAGUUAGCCAAAAUAACACAGAACAAACCCUACUUUAGCCCUAUAGAAAAAACUACACUCACAUACACAACACCAAAGGCAAGUUCUGGGGCUGCAUUUGCCAUUCUGUGCUCUUAAAGUCUGCACGUACAUGAAGCACGUAAAGCCAUAUUAAGAGAACCACUUCUGUGACUGAGCUGCAUGGUUUAAAUUCUCUUCAGCUCCACAUUAGAUGGAACAGCACGCUGCUGGCUUGGCUCUGCGGAACAGCAAGGUCAGUGUGCACACCAACGUUAGUAACCAAACACCUUAUCAUGUCCUAUAUGGUUAAAGUGACGCCCAACGCUUCUGUCUCCUCUUUAUGACACAAGUAACAGGGAAGCACGGCAGGCUGAUGGCUCCUCAGACGCACCAUUACUGCGCUACAUUCUCCGCCCCUCCUGCUCUCCUCUCUCCACCUGUGCUUCCUUCCAGCACACUGCUCCUGCCCUCUGCAUGCACACCGGCUGCUGUUUCUCACUACCUCACCUGUUUUUACCUUAUGCAUUCACAUUAGCUUUCCUCCUAGAAGAUGCAGAACUGCCAUUCCCCAAGUAAUGAUUUCAUACCAAAAUGAUCUGUUACCCAAAGCACUGCCACCAGGGGAUGCCCUCUGAUGAAAGCUUCACGACGCCCUUUCCAGAAGGCCAAACAGAUGAAGCAGCAGUGCCUGGGGAAGGCAGAGGCCCCAGUCGCACUGCGGAGCGGUGUGCCCACCCUGCAUUUGGAGGAUGCAUGGAUAAGCAAUGCGGGCACAGGGCGGCCAGGAUGGCUCUGCUCCAGAGCCCAGCAACAGCAACACGGUCAGCACUGUUCCAUAAAACUGCCUGUUUACUUUAUCUUGACAGGGCGUAUCUGUGAUAAACAUUUCUCACUACAACUUACACUCGUGCUUAUACAACAGUUCUACAGUUCUUGGAAGAUGCUGCUUGGAAAAUCUUUUCCCAGGACUAAAAAUGAGUUAUAAAAGAAAAUCCUACUUUUAAAGUAUCAGAUAACUAACUAUAAUGUCUGCAUUUUACAGGGAAUUUGGUACUUAAAAGCCUUCUCUUCCUGAGAAGAAAUAGGCCUGAUCACAGCACUGCUUCACCAAUGCCCACUGCUGCAACAAGCUUUUUCUGGACUGUUGGUAGGAAGCUGCAUCAGUCACCAUUUGGUUUGCAUGGCCUGAGGACUCACUUUCAGACAUAUCCUUUUUCACUUCCCUGUUCUGAGCUACCAUUCCUCUUUAGGCCUGUUAUCUGCUUAGGUUAUUUAAAUUGCUGCAUUUUUAACUAAGCCUCUGCUUCUGACCAAAACAAAUUUCAUAAGCAGUAAAGAGGUUAGUAGGAUCAAACAAUAACAAUUUAGAAACUGUUUUUGUUGUUUUUCACCCAAAUUGGUCUAUUUUUGACACAUGGAUGUACUUCAGCACACACUACUCCUUAUCCUGUGAUGUAACUUCCAAUGGCACAGCAUUAUUUCCCCUCACAGCCCACACAGUGCUACACAUGACUCAUUCCCCACUCUUUCAGCCAUAGCUCUGGUGUUCCUUAUUCUCUGUACUGUGCCCAAGUUCUUCGUGAAACGAGCAGUUAUAGGAACAGCAUCAGAUGCUGACCUAAGCUGUGCCCUUGGGAAGCAGGACAGGACAGGCACACACCUGAGUUUGGAUCACGCAGAUUGGGACUGCUGUGUUCUGCAGGACACCCCACAGAGAAGGUCUUCCAGGUGGAAGUAUGACAGCAAACCAGACCCAAGAAAGCAAGGAGGACACUGUUAGUGAACACCAGUGAAAGUUUUCACUGAAGAAGUCCAGCAUUGUGCUGUAAUUGAUAGUGCUGCCUGAACUGCUGUGGAAGGAAUGUUUCUGGGGAUGUACUUCAAGACAGCUCCAGAACACCAUCUGUGCAAGACUCGUGGCACUGCAUGCAUUGUGUGCUUUGCUUUUGAGAUUACUCUGGCAACCACCUUUACCAUGACUUCCUACCACUGCAGCUUCCUGGGCUCCUUAAAAAAGCAAAGUGAAAUUCCCAAAUGUUCUGAAGAUGUCUGUACUGACACACACCAGAGCCUUCUCAAGCAAGCCUAAUGGUGCAACCACCGCAGCCCCUGGGCUUACUGAGAUUCACAGCAGUCCCAGCACCCACACCCUGUGCCACGAGCACCAGGAUGCUUCACCCCAAGCCACAGCCAUCAGAGCACAGCCAUAACCUGGCUGAAUUGGAGACACAUCCUUGUAAGGCCUCCCAAGGCUAUUCUACAGUGAUGCUGAGGCACUGAGCAGCCAGCAUGGCAAUGCUGGGCAGAAAAUAUUUGCUGGCACGCUUUGAUAGCUUAAAACAUGCAUUCAUAAGUCCUGCAGUGCCUUCGUAAUCAGCAUGAGUUCUAGGGGGAUUAUUCUAGAAAAAUAUUUAUCUUGUUCAUUCCACUUCAGUCUGUUCACAGCAACUGGAUGUAAAUACACACUGUCUAUGCGGUUUCAUGUUUGGUUGGAUUCGAAGGGUUUGACAAUGAAGCAUAGACCUCUAAUAAGAUUAGGGUAUAUUGUGUACGUGUGGCAACAGUUUGGUGCAGUAAAGUACAUUUAGAAAAGAUCAGAUCUCAGCCUGAGAGCCCCACUCCUGUUCCCAAGGGCAGCAGAGCUACCAGCCCAGCUUUAACUUCUGCCAGCAGCCACCAGCACGAGGACCGCCUGGCCACCACCACAGCCAGCCCCUCUGUAACCAGCUGAGCUCCAACAUCAUGUCAGUUUUCUCCUGUUUCUGGCUAUGAAAACACAUUCUCUGGUUCUGAUGUAGAAGCUGAUCAGUAGGACUAUAAAUGCAGUUUCCUUUCAUAGGCACUGAGCUCACAAACCUCCAAAUUAUUUUCUUAAUAAAAGAAAAAUGACUAGACCAGGAGUUUUGGAGUUCAGGGGAAGAAAAAGACUUAUAUGGCUAAGGGUGAAAUAUAUUAUCCGUUGUUCUUAAGCCACCAAAAGCACGUGAUAUACAGAAGGAAUCUUUCUGGCGAUCAUGCUUAUCACCUUCUGACCCUUUGGAAAUAACAGCUGUGUCUGCAGAUCCUUAUAUAUUAAAAUUGGCUGGCAUUUUGGAAAAAUAUCCAUGUUUGCAUAAUGAAGUGACCCUUCAGUCUGCCCUGAUGUCUGGAAUCAUUCCGAUGGGGUGAAACUGCACACAGAGCUGAGGCUUCCCGCCCGCCCUCUAAGCUCUUAAUCCUCUCCCCCUGAACAAAUGAUUGCUUCUCUCUGAAGCACGCAAAAAAAUUAUGUGUGCCGUAACAUUUAAUCCAUCAGAGUGGCAGCCUGCACUUGAAAACACAGCAUCCCUCCUUCCUCCGGGACCUCACAUACUCAUGCAGAGCUGCACACUUCAGUCUUUUACUGAAGGCAGAACUUCUUUGGUAGCUUUAAUGUAAACAUUCUGGCAAGCUUUAACCACAACAACAUUGCAAACCAAGAAGUACAGCCAUGCCAUUAAGUAAUUCUACAAUGACAUACUUCAUAAUACAACAUACAACACAAAGAAGUCAUCUCCAAAGCUGUUCACCCUUGGUUUCUGUUACUUGUCAGCAUAUGAUCAUGUUUUAAAAGAACUUCAUACGAAUGGCUGCGAAGCUUGAACUGCCCUCUCUGCAUCAUGAGCCCUGCACAGCUUCAGAGAAACCAACCAGAAUCCACACGUUCCAUUUGCCAACUGGUGUCUCUGAGUGCACUCAGCCUACUUAGCACUGCCUUCCUUUUCCAGUAUUUGCUGCCUACUUGCGAUCUUCAGAGAGGAAGGCCAACAAUAUUUCACUUCUGCUUCCCUGGCAAGUAGUUCUCUGCUUCUACUGUUCUACUUCUAACAAUAAACAACGUGAAAAAAUAAUAAAGUAAAGCUGGAGUAAGAGGGAGAAUCAUUAAUAGGCUGAAAACAGGAUGGCUCUUUAAAGCCGUUGGAACAGCUCCGAACAUUUAGCAUGAAAAGGUCCUUUUCAAGGGUUGUUUUUAAGCGUUUCCUCCUUUAUCUCGGUACAUUUAACUCAUGCACAAGAUUGUGUUCUUUACUCACUAUGAAAGGCAAGCACUGUCACCAAAUAUUUCCUUUUGGGUAAUAAAGUCAUGCUGCCCAUUCAAAGAGUCUCCCUCAGCUUACUUCAAAAUACGUAGGGUUCAACUGCCCAGAGAUAUUUGGCAAAGCACAGGAAAGAACCCGUGGCUUUGCAAGAACUAAGUGACAACACAGGAUUUCAAUCUAAAAAAAUACAGAUCUGUGUCCUUCUAUGAAGAACGAAAUUGAGAUUCCAUUCAAAGGCAGACUGCAUUUAACACCAUUUUCAUAGUCUCCUUCUGAGGAUUCAAACCAAUGUAUGUAAGCAGAGCCAAACAAGAACUGCUACAAACGCAUGUUGUUGAGUUUGGGUGGGCAGUGCUGGGGAAGCGGUAGGACCAGCCCUCAGGGCUCACCUCUAAGUGUGCCUGCGUGCAGAACAAGCACAUGGUAUUCCUUGGAGUUCUGCUCUGCUCUUCACUAAGUCACAAAUAAGCAAAUGAGCUUUUCUAAAGCAAACCUGGAUCUCCAAUAUUUCAACUGGUGAAAAUCAACUGCAGUAUCAGAUUGCUCACAUUGUUAUUUUGAAAUCUUUUGUCUAAAUCAGCUGUUUAAGAUAAAUAUGGUGCUUGCAUUGUUUUCUUCAGAGAAAUAGUCCCAACAAAACCACAAUUUGUUAAACAUUCACUCUCGCAACAUCAAUGCUGAAAGCACUCAUUUCCAGAUCUCUACUGUACGCAAAGUUGAGAAGUCAGUUCUGGCAGCGCUGCUCUGCUGCACACGUGUUGGUCAGCCCACCUUCUCAGCUAGGAAGCAGCAGCCAUGCCUGCCACAUCGCACAUCAGAGCUUCCCUUUACUGUUAGUAAAGGCUGACAAGAACAAGAGGCUUCACGUUCUGUUUCAAAGCAUUCUUUUUCUUUUCCUUUCAGAGGGUGGGACAGCAGCGGGAAAAGAGAUAGGAAGACACCCAAACCACCAUUUCACAGCAUCAAAGCCCCACUUCUAGUCUGCAGGAGGGAAACCGGUGUGUCAAGUGAGAUGCAAAGAAAGGAACCAAGUCCUAGAAAGUGCUGAGAACCCCUCUGCACACUUAGGAUUUUUUCAAGUCAGACAUCCCAAUUCAAAUUGAGCUCUUUGAGUGGAGAAUAACCUGCAAUCAAAACCCAAGUAUACAGAACACUGCUAUCAAAACUGUCCUAGAAUUCACCUCACACUGGAGAUCAGUGCCAGUUGAUGCCAGAUCAGCAUCAAUGCCACAGAGGCCUGCGCCCUCACAUCUUUGUGUACUGUAGAACAUUUCACCCACAUGCUUUCAUGAAAAGGCACAAGUCCUGUCCCACUGACAAAUGAACCUCCUGACAGGUAACUCCAUUCAUAAUUAGAGAUGGCAACUGUGUUAUCCUAAUGUCCCUACUGCUUCAGCAUGUGCAGGACUGGCAUAUCAUUCAAGCAAUUCCUGCAUACAGCUUCGUAGUCCCAGAGCCUGUCCUUGAUACCACUGCAGUGAUUUCAUGUAUACCUAUGCUCCUACCUGCACAAAGCCAGGAGUUAACCCAGCACAGAAAUCAGAAGGUUUCUCCAUUAAGGAUUCUUCCUUGGAAGAGUAGGACUCACACCCACUGCCAUGGUUUUCCACUUCUGUGCAUACUUAGAGGCUUAGGGCAUCGGUUAUCAGCAUGUUAGGGCAGCUGGCAGGGAAGACAGCACUGCACUGCUGAGAUGAUUGCCAGAUGUGAUGUUUCCAGGAAACCUCUGGUUGAUAAAGAGAAUCAUAGAAUAUCAGGAAUGGGAAAGGACCCUGAAAAAUCUUUGAGUCCAAUCCCCCUGCCAAAGCAGGAACACCUCAAUCAGGUCACACAGGAACAUGUCCAGAAUGUCUCCAGAGGAGACCCCACAACCUGAUUAAAUUAAACUUUAAACAUAGCAGACCAACCCCCUGCAGCAAGAUAUUUGAUGGACAACAAUUUUGAGAGAUAAGGAAUAACUUCAUGGACUGAUUAAGACAUUGUAGAGCACAGAAUCUGAGUUUGUGGAUUUUAUGACUCUAUAAAGGGAAUUCUUCAAGCAAAGCAGGCGAAAGUUUACUGUUCUGAAUUUAUAAUAAAAGGACAACAGAUUCCCACGAUUUAAGGCUUCCAGAGCUCCUUUCAUUGAAAGAGAAAAGACAGUAUGCAGCUGUGUACAGAACUCAACCGUGACUAUUUCCUGAUGUUCACUUGGUUAUUACCUAAAGGAGUGCAUCCCAGAGAAAACUAAGAUUUUCUCCCUUUAUAUAUCAAAUUAAAGAGAAAGCAUGAGGCAUUUCUCCCUGUGACCACAGCAGUGACACUGCUCAGAUGAGCAGCUCAGGCUGAGGAAAAGGGCCCUGCAGACACUGCUGUCUGACACUGGUAACGUGUACGUGGAAGAAGAGACUUCUGUUCUUGCAGACAUAAGAGUAACCCCGAUGAGUCUGUGGACGUUCUGCAGUAGAAGAGCCAUUCACAACAAACCAGGUUCUCUGGCAGAGGGAAUCCCAAUUCCGUGCCACAUAACAAAGCUUUUACCCAACACAGUGCACAGUUGCCUGUGCUGCACGUGGAAAACACAGAGUUAGCUUGAGGCCUUUUGUGACUGCCUUUCAAAAUCCCUUCUCUUGGCAGACCACGCUUUUCUACUCCCUCUGCAAGGAUUUCAUCUAGACAGAAAUAGAAGAAGAUCGCUUACUUCAGUUUUAGGUUUAGAUGAGGAAGCUAUCGGAAAAAGCUUGCUGUGAGUCACAAUGUGAAAAUUGUCCCUGGUCCCAAAAGGGAUAUUGAGGCUACUGCUACUGGGAAAGAAGAAAAUAAAAUUUAAAAACAAGAAAGAAGAAAAACAAAUAAAAGUCUCUAUAGAAUUAACUACAAAGCCUGCCUCAGAGGGCCACAGGCUUGUAAAGCCCUUCUAUCCCACUUCUCACUUCCCAGCCCCAAAAAUACAUGACAAUAGGAUAGAGGGAAAGAGAUGAAAAACUGAUUGCAUGCCUCCUUGGAAGCAUCUGAGAAGCCUGCUGUGCUUGGUCCUAAGCUGGUGCAGAAUAUCCACCAGAGGAGGACAAUUAGGGCAGCACUCACCCCACCGCCCCGCAGCAAGGCUCCCUGCCCCAGCAGUGCAACUGAGGCAUGGCUCAGGGCUGCCCAGACCCUGCAGCUCAGAGCAGCCCCACAGCUCAGGCAGUCCUGGCUCCUGGCAGCAGGGCCCUACAGCCCAGCAUGCACCAGAGCAUGGGCUGGGAGCUGCAGAGCUUCCCAAUGCUGCACCUGUGUUGGCCUUCACAAAACUGACAGCCUGGUCUACCACCAAGCCUGCACAACACACAGGAUCUGCGUCACAGGACCGCAAACACAGGUGUAAAGAUGGAAGAGUCUGUACUGCCACUAAGCUGCCCUGCUUACCACAGGAAGCCAGGCUCCAACCCAGGACACAUGCAACGCCCCUCAAGUUCUCUUUCUGCUUUCUGACCAAUUAAAGAUAAUCUGAACUUUCCUGAAACACUCAUUGGUUAAAGCAAGGAAACAUCCCACAACUGCCAAAAGGAAUUGCUUUCUCCUGGGCCCCACCUGGAAGCCUGGCACUC